Molecule: messenger RNA, 1365 nt
Organism: Eruca vesicaria subsp. sativa (arugula)
Lineage: Eukaryota; Viridiplantae; Streptophyta; Magnoliopsida; Brassicales; Brassicaceae
Source: the annotation of a GenBank genome assembly
AUGGGUAGUGGUUCCAACAGCAUUUCUUGUCCAAUGGCUUUUGCCGGGGAUAAUAGUGAUGGUCCGAUGUGUCCUAUGUUGAUGAUGAUGCGUACACAUCAACUACAUCAUGAUCAUGAUCUUCAACGCCAACAACAACAUGAUGGUUAUUCAUAUCAGUCAAACCAACAACAAAGUAGUUCCCUUUUUCUUCAGUCACCAGUUCCUCCUCAAGAAACGAAGAACAAAGUGGCCUCUUCUCCUCCUUCCUCUUGUGCUCCUGUUUAUUCUCUCAUGGAGAUCCAUCAUCAAAACGACCUCCUUGUGGGAGGACUCAACCCUUGUUCUUCCUCUUCUUCUCCGGCCUCAGUCAAGGCCAAAAUCAUGGCUCAUCCUCACUACCACCACCUUUUGCUUGCCUAUGUCAAUUGCCAGAAGGUGGGAGCUCCACCGGAAGUGCAGGCGAAGCUCUCGUCUGCGGCAGCGGCUGCAGCGUCCACGGGACCCACAGGGUCUUUAGGUGAAGAUCCAGGGCUUGAUCAAUUCAUGGAAGCUUACUGUGAAAUGCUGGUUAAGUACGAGCAAGAACUCUCUAAACCCUUUAAGGAAGCUAUGGUCUUCCUUCAACGCGUCGAGUGUCAAUUCCAAUCCCUCUCUCUCUCCUCUCCUUCCUCUUUCUCCGGUUAUGGAGAGACUGCUACUGACAGAAACAACAAUGGGUCAUCGGAGGAAGAAGUCGAUAUGAACAAUGAAUAUAUAGAUCCACAGGCCGAGGAUAGGGAGCUUAAAGGACAGCUCUUACGCAAGUACAGCGGUUACUUAGGCAGCCUCAAGCAAGAGUUCAUGAAAAAGAGGAAGAAAGGAAAGCUGCCUAAAGAAGCUCGCCAACAACUUCUUGAUUGGUGGAGCCGACACUACAAGUGGCCAUACCCUUCGGAGCAACAGAAGCUGGCGUUGGCGGAAUCAACCGGGCUGGACCAGAAACAGAUAAACAAUUGGUUCAUAAACCAGAGGAAGAGGCAUUGGAAGCCAUCAGAGGAUAUGCAGUUCGUAGUAAUGGACGCAACACAUCCUCAUCAUUACUUCAUGGACAGUGUCUUGGGCAAUCCUUUCCCCAUUGAUCACAUCACUUCCACCAUGCUUUGAUCGUUCCUUCGCAACUUCAUCAAAUUAUAUUUAUAACUCAUUAAACAGAUUAUAAUAUGUAUAAUCUGUGGUUCUCUCUCUAUACUUGGGAACGUUACAUGUUCCCAUUGAUGAACAAGCGUUCGAUGUUUUCCCCAAUUAUAUAUGGUCUGUCUGUGAACCUUUCUGUAUUGUUGUGUGGUUAUGUGAAAACUCAGUUUGAUGAUAUUUCACCGUCGAAAUUGAAUAAACGGGUUCUCU